AUGGAGGUGGAGGCAAACCGAUGCUUCCUCCGCGAGGCACAUGCGGAGAACGACGUCCUCUUCACAGACAUGGAGUCCAAGAGAAGUCAAAGGAGCGGGCGGCAACCAAGGACCAGGAGGUUGAUUUUCUUUAAGCUGUCAAAUUUUCAUGAUCUAUAUUCAGAAGUGUAUGUUCUACUGAAAUGCCCAAUUGAUGGUGUUUCUACAGGUCAGGUUAAUGAGGAUGCUGGGAGCAGAUUCCUGCAUUUGGCAAGUUCGGCACAAAAUGAUGUUAUGCAGUUAAAGGCGGUGACCGGAGAGGACGAGGGAGGCACGCCCAUCCAAGACCCCGUUGUCGUCGUUCCGCGGAUGACGAGAAGGAGGGCGAGGGAGGCAUGCCCGUCGGAGACUGCGUUGCCAUCGUUGCAGCGCACUCGACUCACACGCGGCGGAACCAGGGGGGAGGCGCCGACCAGUGGCCACUCCGGUAAGGUUAAUGAGGAUGUCAAGAGCAGAUUCCAGCAUUUCGCAAGUUCAGUACAAAAUGAUAUGCAGUUAAACAGAGCCAUGGAGGCAUCACUGGAUUAUAUGUCUGGAAACGACUAUGCCGCAGCCUCUUCUUCGCGGAUGAUAAGCACGGGCGAUGAAGCUGUAGAACCGUUGUCACGUCACGACGGUCCCAACACCUUGGGCACAUACAAGGAUGGGCAGGACAACUACACAUCCACUGGUCAUGAUGAGCCCGGUACCGCCACAAAUCCUGAAGACGCGACUCAUCGCGACGAAGAGACCGGCCAAGGGGACCAGGCAGCUGGACAACCCAAAAGGCAACACAAGCCUAGGCGCCGAAACAAGCUUGGCACCAAUAGGAUUGUUAUCAACCGAGUGUCUGAGGUGGGUCUACCUGUUAGUCCCAAGAAGGCCGAACAAGGUUACAGGAAUGCCCUAGGCUGCAUCCUUCGCGAAACCGUGAGCAUAAAUGAAACCAAUCUCAGGUCGAAAGCGAACGAGAAUUUGCGAGCGCUCCUCAUAUCGAAGCUGCACACUCAUUACAAGUUCCCGGAUGAGUCCCUAGACGAGACCACUCCGGUAAAUAACAGAGCCCUCUGCAAGUGGUCCAAGCUUUUGAGUAGUUGGAAAUCCAAGGCCAAAAGCGAAUACCUUAAGAAAGAUUACGAAACCGAGAUAAAAAAGAUCUGGCCAUCGGUUUCCGAGGAGGACUGGAACCUGUUCAAGCAGCACUGUGAGACCCCUGAAGUCAAGGAGAUGGAAAAAUGGGGAAAGGAUAUGUGGGCUAAGAGCAUUGGUAACCACACCCUUGGCAGCCGUGGUUACCCAGGGAAGAAGCCAAAGUGGGACAAGCAGGACACUGAGUUCGCUGCAGCAGGCAACUAUCCUGUCAUGGUGCCGGAGACGAGGAGUAGGAUGGUGCACGCAUCGGAGACCCCGUUGCCCUCGGCGCAGCGCCCUCGACUCACACGCGCUGGAAGCAGGGUGGAUGCUCCGACCAGUGGCCGCUCCGGUCAAGUUAAUGAGGAUGUUGGGAGCAGAUUCCAGCAUUUGGCAAGUUCAGUACAAAAUGAUGUUAUGCAGUUAAAGGCGACGACCGGAGAGGACGAGGGAGGCGCGCACACCCAAGACCUCGUUGCCGUUGUUCCACCGAUGACAAGGAGGAGGGCGAGGGAGGCAUGCGCAUCGGAGACCGCGUCGCCGUCGUUGCAGCGCACUCGACUCACGCGCGGCGGAAGCAUGGGGGAGGCCCCGACCAGUGGCCGCUCCGAUAUGUCUGGAAACGACUCUGCCGCAGCCUCUUCUUCACGGACGAUAAGCGCGGGCGAUGAGGCUGUAGAACCAUCCACUGUUCAUGAUGAGUCCGGCACCGCCACAAAUCCUGAAGAUGCGACCGAUCGCGACGAAGGGACCAGCCAAGGGGACCAGGCAGCUGGACAACCUAAAAAGCAACGCAAACCUAGACGCCCAAACAUGCUUGGCACCGAUAGGAUUGUUAUCAACCGAGUGUCUGAGGCGGGUCUACCUCUUAGUCCCAAGAAGGCCGAACAAGGUUACAGUAAUGGCCUAGGCUGCAUCCUUCGCGAAACCGUGACCAUUAAUGAAACCAAUCUCAGGUCGAAAGCGAACGAGAAUUUGCGAGCACUCCUCCUAUCGAAGUUGCACACUCAUUACAAGUUCCCAGAUGAGUCCCUAGACGAGACCACUCCGGUAAAUAACAGAGCCCUCUGCAAGUGGACCAAGCUUUUGAGUAGUUGGAAAUCCAAAGCCAAAAGCGAAUACCUUGAGAAAGAUUACGAAACUGAGAUAAAAAAGAAGUGGCCUUCGGUUUCUGAGGAGGACUGGAACCUGUUCAAGCAGCACUGCGAGACCCCUGAAGUCAAGGAGAUGGAAAAAUGGGGGAAGGAAAUGCGGGCAAGGAACAUUGGUCACCACACCCUUGGAAGCCGUGGUUACCCAGGGAAGAAGCCGAAGUGGGACAAGCAGGACGCUGAGUUUGCUGCAGCGGGCAUACCAAACCCCUUCAAGGAAUUUGAAAACCCGCGUGAAAAUGAUUACAUCAGGGGCCGGUGCAAAUAUGAUGACGAGACUAAGACAUGGGUCUUGGACGAGAAAACGGCGAAAGUCAAGGAACUCCUGAGCCAGUAUCAUGUGGAAUCUCAAAGCUCCCAGGAGUCAGAGUGCUCGGCAAGGUGGGACGACCCUCUGAACAGGUCGAUCAACGUGGUGCUCGGCAAGGACCCGAAAACGAGGCCGGCUUACGGCCGUGUGAACGGCGUCGGGAUCAACGAAAAAUGGGACACACAUUAUCCCGAAGACCGCGAGGUUGCAAGGCAGAGAAGGAGAGCCGGGCGAGCUAGUUUCGAAUCCAGAUUGGCUGGAAUGAGAGAAGAGCUUAAAGAAGAAAUGAGAGAGGAAGUCGAGGUGAAAGCGAAAGCCAUGGCGACAGCCCAAGUCAUGGAAAUGUGGCCCGAUCUAAUUGAGGCCGUCAAGCGAAGUUUAGCAUCGGGGCAAACAGCGGCACCAUCAUCCUCUGUCACGUUGGCGCCAGGCAAUGCCGUUUUGGAGAAAGAUCCGCGUCCUCAUAGCGGCCGCUCUGUACCGUUCAUGGGCUAGAGAUCGUCACUGGCUGAUGUUGAGGCACCCUAACGGAAGGAAGACAACUCUCCUCGCCAUGGUGAAGCUAAUGAGUUUUAUGCAUGUUUGGAUCUUCAUCUGCUGCCUGCAUGCAUACCUUCUGUGGAAUACAUACUGCUAUGUUACGACAUUGGCUGGUAAUAGGGCUCAUUAUUGUGUUUGCGUUCAUCCUUGGUUGAGAGAAACCAGGACCCCCUAGUUUGUACUAUGUAUGUACCUUUUGUGCCUGGAGAAGUAUCUGUUAUAAUGACCGACCUUCGAAUAAACUGAAUUUCCAACAUGCACUUGUAACAAGAAUCCCUUUAUAGCUGCUUUGCUGAUGCUUU
Triticum dicoccoides is the source of this 3452-nucleotide messenger RNA. RefSeq lists its product as uncharacterized. Lineage: Eukaryota; Viridiplantae; Streptophyta; Magnoliopsida; Poales; Poaceae. The coding region runs from base 1 to 3105 and encodes 1034 amino acids. The record is from RefSeq and is a predicted model, not a curated record. The transcript has 8 exons.